Messenger RNA from Drosophila grimshawi, 1101 nucleotides. RefSeq names its product zinc finger protein 236. The coding region runs from base 9 to 1079 and encodes 356 amino acids. The record is from RefSeq and is a predicted model, not a curated record. Gene Ontology annotation, biological process: regulation of transcription by RNA polymerase II. Gene Ontology annotation, molecular function: chromatin insulator sequence binding; zinc ion binding. Gene Ontology annotation, cellular component: nucleus; chromosome. Lineage: Eukaryota; Metazoa; Arthropoda; Insecta; Diptera; Drosophilidae. The transcript is spliced from 2 exons.
AAACAUUGAUGCAGCCCUGGUACAACAGCUGUUCAAUCAAAGCCAAGAACCCAAACAAUAUUUUUAAAUUAGCGACAAUUAUUGAAAAUAAAAUGAACAUAGAUUUGCGGAAAUUAUGCCGCAUUUGUUUCGUGGAUAAUGCCGAAAUAGACAUUACCCAUCACAAGGUGCUGGCUGCCGGACAAACAAACGACGCCGACAUCGAGGAGGAGCACACAAUAUGCGAAAUAAUGCAGGCCAUGCUUCACAUCUCGAUGGAUCUGACAUCGGAGCUGCCCAUGAUAUGCCAUGCCUGUCUGGACGAGUGCCUCACACACUAUUCGUACUUCAGCAAGUUGAUGAUUGCCAAUCGCCAACUGCGCCAGUUGUACAACGAGGCUCAAUUGGAGAGGGAACAGGUUGUAGAGGAGGAGCAACGAGAGGUAGAGCAAGAUGUGGAGGAGGAGGAGAUGCUCGACAUUCACCUGAUAGAAGUAGCUGGUGACGAAUUGCAGCAGCCGCAGCAACAGUUUGUGGAUCUGUGCACAGAGGAGCAGCCAGCGCGUCCCUCACAGCGAUUAGCCAACGAAGAUUCACUGAUCGUAUCUGAAUUUCUGCCAGCCACUGAGCUAGACGAGCACGAGCAAUCCGAAAUGGAUCAAAAUCUGAUGCAAUUUCCCAGCUACGAGCUGCGCACUUUGGAUUAUGCCGCCGUUGAGCUGAAGCACGACAAUCUGGACGAGUACAACGAAACGAACCGUUUGCUGAACACCGAGCCCAGCGGCAGUCAGGCCAUCUACAAGUGCAAAUACUGUCCACUUGCCUAUGCCUCCCAGCAGUUCCUCAAGACGCACGUGCGCCGCUCGCACGUGUGCAAGUAUUGCACCACGGCCUUUGUCAAGGCGAAGGAUCUUAAUGCCCACAUUCGGGACAAGCAUGCGAAUAGCCAUCAGUGUGUCGUCUGCCAAAACAGCUUCAGCACCAGCAGUAAUCUGCGCGCCCAUCUCAAACGCAUGCAUGGUGUCCAGCUGCCCGCUCAAGUAGCCCUCCUCGACUAUCGGCCCGCACGGCGAGAGGAUUGCGAAAAUGCGCCCAAGUAAAUUUAGUUUUUAGUAAACUCGA